Molecule: messenger RNA, 5929 nt
Organism: Amaranthus tricolor (Joseph's coat)
Lineage: Eukaryota; Viridiplantae; Streptophyta; Magnoliopsida; Caryophyllales; Amaranthaceae
Product: 1-phosphatidylinositol-3-phosphate 5-kinase FAB1B-like
Exons: 13
Coding region: 497-5770 (1757 amino acids)
Biological process (GO): phosphatidylinositol phosphate biosynthetic process
Cellular component (GO): endosome membrane
Molecular function (GO): ATP binding; 1-phosphatidylinositol-3-phosphate 5-kinase activity; metal ion binding
Source: RefSeq, a predicted model, not a curated record
ACCCAUUUAUUUAAAAUAAAUAAAAUAUUUACAAAACAACAAAACAUUUUCUGGCCACCAUUUGUUUCCUAGUACCUAUUAUUUUCCAUUUAUUUAUUAAUCAUUUAUUUCCACAACCACAACAUUGACGGUCCAAAAUAAUUAAAAUAAAAUAAAAAUAAAAUUGCGGUGGUUUAGAGUUUACUUGGGGAUUCUUCCAAACUUUGCAAAUUGAUUACAGAAGAACAGCAAAAAAGUCUUGACGAAUUCGCAAUUUUGUUUUCUAGUUUCUUGUGGGAUUGACUUGUCACUUCAGUUGGAGUUUUCUGCUUAAAGGUGAUUUUUAUGAUAGUAUUGUUCAAUUGUGUGUUGCUGAGGAUCUAGAAGUAUUUGUGGAUUUAAUUUUGUGGACAUUGGUUGUAUUGAUUAAGGGUUUUAGGUAUUUGCUAUUAUUGGGGUUUGGGUGGAAUGAAAGUAUGAUUAUGAGAGUGGUCAGGGGGCAUUUUCGACGUCGUCGAUGGAAUCCCCUGACAAAAAUUUAUUGGGGGUAAAGUUUUGGAGUCUUCGGAAAGGUGAGUCGGCCAAUGUGUCGAGGGAUUUUUGGAUGCCCGAUCAGAGCUGUAGGGUGUGUUAUGAGUGUGAUUCCCAGUUCACAGUAUUUAAUAGAAGGCAUCAUUGCCGUCAUUGUGGUCGGAUUUUUUGUGCCAAGUGUACAACUCAUUCAGUUCCCGUUCAUUCUGACGAAUCCAAGUGUGACAGAGAGGAAACCGAGCGAAUUAGGGUAUGUAACUAUUGCUUCGGACUAUGGGAGCAAAGUUUGUUGACAGUUAAUCAUGAAACUGGUGGUGCUUCUAGUCCAGGACUUAGUCCAUCUCCAUCGGCAGCUAGCUUGGGGAGCAUUAAUUCCAGCUUUACUGGUGAUAGUAGUACAAGUACAGUAGGUUCAAUGGCUUACUCAACCGGACCAUACGAACAUGUGACGUAUGGUUCUUCUUUAAGUCCUGAGCAAUCUUCCCAAACUGUUCUAGAUAGUCAAGGCAAAGGAGCGUCUGAUCCGAUUAGUAUAAAUACUUUUGUGGACAUUGGAGAUCAAUCUUCAAAUGCUAAUCAGUAUGAUCAUGCUGUAAAUAGGAGUGAUGAAGAGGAAAAUACAAGUGGAAGGUAUUAUGGUGCUGUUAAUUAUGAUGAAAUUGACCAUAUUUAUCGAUCUUGCAAAGGAGAUUUUGAUGGAGAAGGGAAUGAUCGAAAAGUAGUCAGUCCUUUGCCUUCUUUGGAUUUUGGUUCAGAGUUUCUGGAAGGAAUCAAGGCUUCUGUCAAUGAACCAGGCAGUCACAACAAUAAUGAUGAAUCUGAAACUUCCCUAUAUGGGAUCGAGAGUGCUGAACUAGAAAAUCUGGAUUUUGAGAACAAUGGAUUACUUUGGAUUCCUCCAGAGGCUGAAGAUGAAGAUGAUGACCGAGAAGCUGAUCUUUUUGAUGAUGAAGAUGAUGGAGAUGCUGUUGGCGAAUGGGGAUAUCAGAGCUCUACAGGCAGCUUGACUAGCGGAGAACUUCAGCACAGGGAAAAAGCAAAUGAGGAACAUCGAAAAGCUAUGAGAAGUGUGGUUGGUGGGCACUUUAAAGCACUGAUAACACAGCUUUUGCAAAAUGAAAACCUUCCUGUUCCGGAUGAACACGACAAAGAAAGUUGGUUGGACAUUAUCACCUCUUUGUCAUGGGAGGCUGCCUCACUUCUUAAGCCCGACAUGAGCAAAGGUAGUGGGAUGGAUCCUGGUGGGUAUGUAAAAGUGAAAUGCUUGGCGUGUGGGAAGCGAAGUGAUAGUUUGGUGAUCAAAGGAGUUGUUUGUAAAAAGAAUCUUGCUCAUCGCCGAAUGACGGCCAAGUUUGAUAGACCACGCCUUUUAAUUCUUGGAGGAGCAUUGGAGUAUCAACGGGUCUCUAAUCACUUGUCAAGUUUUGACACACUAUUGCAGCAGGAAAUGGAUCAUCUGAAGAUGGCUGUUGCUAAAAUCAGUGCUCAUAAUCCCAAUAUUGUAUUAGUGGAGAAAUCUGUUUCAAGAUUUGCCCAGGAGUACCUUCUUGCAAAAAAUAUCUCUCUGGUAUUGAAUAUCAAAAGACCCCUCUUAGAGCGUAUUGCUCGCUGCACUGGUGCACAAAUUGUUCCCUCUGUGGAUCAUCUCAAGUCUCAAGUAUUGGGGUAUUGUGACUCCUUCUAUGUGGAGAGGUACUUUGAGGAACAUGGAAGUGCUGACCAAGGUGGGAAGAAACUGACAAAGACCUUGAUGUUUUUUGAAGGGUGUCCAAAACCCUUAGGAUGUACUAUCCUGCUCAAAGGAGCCCCUGGUGAUGAGUUAAAAAAAGUCAAACAUGUUAUCCAGUAUGGAGUUUUUGCUGCAUAUCAUUUGGCUUUAGAAACAUCUUAUCUUGCGGAUGAAGGUGCUUCUUUACCGGAACUUCCUCUAAAGUCUCCAUUGACUGUUGGAAUACCUGACAAGCCAUUAAACAUUAAUAGAUCCAUCUCCACUGUUCCUGAUCUUGUUACCCCAAUAACCGAAAGGCCUCAGAGUGAAACCAGUCUCUUGUUUUCGAAAGUGCCUUCAGUUAGUACUUCUAAUAGUGCUCCUGUCUCAGAAGCAUCUCUGCCAAGUUCUGUGACAAAGUGCAUGGAAUCUCACUCAAGUUCUGUUUGUAAUGAUGUAGCUCAACAUAGUGUUUCAGAUCAAUUUCCGGAAGGCCACCUUCUUGAUGGUGGUGCAGUUGCUAGAUCUUUCAGCACGUCUCUUCAGGAAAAUGAUGAUAGUGCGUUGAUUGAGCAUGAUCUUAACAAACUAGGGAAUUUGUCAGGGUUGAACUAUCGGGAACAGAAUGGAAAAGUGCAACCUUUGAAAGAAGAAUUUUCUUCUGCACCUUCUGAUGGUCAGAGCAUAUUGGUGUCUUUAACAACACGCUGUGUGUGGAAGGGAGUGGUGUGUGAGAGGGCUCAUCUUUUCCGUAUCCAGUACUAUCGGAACUUUGAUAAGCCUUUGGGAAGAUUUUUACUGGAUGAUCUGUUUGAUCAAAAUUACCAAUGCCGUGUUUGUGAGAUGCCAUCAGAAGCACAUAUUCACUGUUACACCCAUCAGCAAGGGAGCCUUACUAUUUCUGUGAGGAAGCUUACUGAUUUACUGUUACCUGGGGAAAGGGAAGGUAAAAUCUGGAUGUGGCAUAGGUGCCUUCGAUGUCCACGGUUUAAUGGAUUUCCUCCCGCUACUAGAAGAAUUGCUAUGUCUGAUGCAGCCUGGGGACUAUCAUUUGGAAAAUUCUUGGAACUCAGCUUUUCAAACCAUGCAGCCGCAAGCAGAGUUGCUAGUUGUGGACAUUCUCUACACAAGGAUUGUCUUAGAUUCUACGGCUGUGGACGGAUGGUUGCUUGCUUUCGCUAUGCACCAAUUGUUGUUCAUUCUGUCUUCCUUCCGCCAUCAAAACUCGAGUUUACUUAUGAUAAUUUGGAGUGGAUCCAAAAAGAAGUAGAUGAGGUACGGGAACGGGCAGAGCUUCUGUAUACUGAAGUCUGCAAUGCAUUAAACGAGAUUUCUAAAAAAUGGUUGAGGUCUGGGUCACUGGAUAACAGCGCAAAAGCUUGUGGAUUGAGAAAACACAUUAUGGAACUAGAAAGGAUAUUGAAGAGGGAGAAAGAAGAUAUUGAGGAGUCUCUGCUAAAAGCUUUGCAAACAGAAAGACAAGCUGGUAUUGACAUUUUAGAAAUCAAUAGAUUGAGGCGGCGUUUAUUGAUCCAAACUUAUGUCUGGGACCAGCGCUUGAUUCAUUCAUCAAAUUUUGAACCAACAGAAACUCCAUUUGGGUUUGAAUCUGAUAGUCCUAUUCUGGAAAAAACGGAAGAAAUGCCAACUAAUGAAGAAAAGCCUAUCAUGAAUGCUGAUGAUGAACCAACGAAAGAAUUGGAGGGUUGUGGCUCUGUAAUUUCAAACGAAAAGAGUGGUACAGAUGAUGACCAAGGUCAUGGCACCAUUAAUCAGCACAGUUUAUGCUCUGGAGAAAGAAAUGUAGACCAAGAAUCAACGUGUAAGGAAAGGGAUGGGUUGUUUCCCUAUGGGAAUAAUAUGGCUGAAGUAGGUCCAUUUGCUUCUGCAAAUACAGUUGGACGAGUUAUUUCAGCUGGAGACUUGCCAAAUAUGGCUAGUUUAUCUGAUACUUACGAGGCAGCAUGGAUUGGUGAAUGCCACUCAGGAAGUGUCAAAUCCAAGGAAAAUGAUGCAACUGAUUCAACCCUUGCCAGAUCUGUUACAUCGAGUGCUACUUUUGAGAAGCACACUGAUGCAUGUGAUGAGGGAGAAAUUCAUCGAGCUUCUAGUCUGGCUUUGCCAAUUAAGAGUUCUGAUGUUAUGGAUAACUCCACAUAUUGGUUAAAGGUGCCCUUUCUUAACCUUUAUCAAUCACUUGGAAAAAAUGCCUCAUUGAAUGCUCAAAAGCUUGAUGCAGUAGGGGACUAUAAUCCAGUCUUUGUUUCUUCGUUUCGUGAAUUGGAGCGUCAAGGUGGGGCCAGGCUUCUACUUCCCGUGGGUGUUAAUGAUACUGUUAUACCAGUUUAUGAUGAUGAACCCACAAGUAUCAUAGCAUAUGCUCUUGUAUCACCAGAUUAUCAAACUCAGGUGUCUGAUGAUCCCGGGAUUGAAUCUACCGUUUCUUUGCCCCACAUAAGUUCAGCAAAUUCCCUUUCACUUCUUUCACCAGUUGAUGCAGCAGCUAUUGGCCAAAUGAGAAGUUUUGGGUCGUCUGAAGAAAGUUUUUUAUCAAUGAGUGGGCCAAGGAAUUCCCUCAUCUUGGAUCCUUUAUUCUACACUAAGGCGCUGCAUGCUAGAGUUUCUUUUUCAGAUAAUGGUCCUCUCGGAAAAGUUAAAUAUACUAUCACUUGUUAUUAUGCAAAACGAUUUGAGGCCCUUCGAAAGAUUUGUUGUCCUUCUGAGAUGGAUUACAUCAGGUCUCUUAGCCGAUGCAAGAAAUGGGGUGCACAAGGUGGAAAAAGUAAUGUCUUUUUUGCAAAGACUUUAGAUGAUAGAUUUAUUAUCAAACAAGUUACAAAGACAGAGCUGGAGUCGUUUAUCAAGUUUGCUCCAUCUUAUUUUAAGUACCUCUCCGAGUCUAUCAGCUGUUGCAGCCCAACCUGUCUGGCGAAAAUUCUGGGUAUAUAUCAGGUCACAUCCAAGCAUAUAAAAGGAGGGAGGGAGUCCAAGAUGGAUGUUUUAGUGAUGGAGAAUCUCUUGUUUCGACGUAAUGUUGUACAACUUUAUGACCUGAAAGGUUCGUGUAGAUCACGAUACAAUCCGAAUUCCAGUGGUGACAACAAAGUUUUGCUUGACCAGAACUUGAUAGAAACAAUGCCUACUUCUCCAAUUUUUGUCGGGAACAAGGCUAAACGAUUGCUUGAACGAGCUGUUUGGAAUGAUACGUCAUUUCUCGCUUCAAUUGAUGUGAUGGAUUAUUCUUUAUUGGUUGGUAUCGAUGAAGAAAAACGUGAACUCGUGGUUGGUAUUAUCGAUUUCAUGAGGCAAUAUACAUGGGAUAAGCAUCUCGAGACUUGGGUGAAAGCGUCUGGGAUUCUGGGUGGGCCGAAAAAUGCAACCCCAACAGUAAUAUCGCCCGAUCAGUAUAAAAAACGGUUCAGGAAAGCUAUGUCAACUUACUUCAUCAUGGUUCCUGAUCAGUGGUCUCCUCCGACUAUCAUUCCAAGUGAACCCUUUUCGGACCACAAUGAGGAAAACCCAAAAAAUGCGAUUUCACCUCGAUUAUUAUAGAAGUCUCAAAAUCAUUAAAUGUAUGAAAUUGUAAGUGUAUAGGUGCCUGGUACAACUGUUGUAAUUUCUUGUUUUGACUGUAUAUUAUUGUUAAAUUUGUUGAUUGAUUUAGAUUAUAAUAAGGCUCGAUAAUGCAAUUGAUGUAGUUUCAUUAUUCCA